AAUGAAUAUUCAAUUGAAAAAAAAAAAUCCAAUGAAUAUUCCAAACAUAGCAGGACAGUCGGAGGAAGGAAAUAUCGACCGAAAGGCAUAUAAUCCAAGUCACAUUGCCCCACCUGUGGACGCAACCUUUUCCUUCUCCUCGUUGAUUGCUGUCCUUAACUCCGACGUCACGCGUCCAUCUUCUUCCUCCCAUCACAAAAUAAUAAAAUUCAAAACCCAAAAAAAUUAUACAUAUGAGAGAACAAAGGACCUGAGAUUCAUACGCUUUGCAGCUCUCCUUCGUCACGGCAACAAUCACACAAUGUUCACAUUGAAAAACAAAGUUACAGAGAAGCUCUCACAUCUCUUUGCCGAUGCGCCCACCUCACCCUCCUCCUCUUCUCUUCCUUCCCCUCUCGACGACAACAAUCAUCGUCCUGAGGCCAUCUUCUAAAGGAGGUAAAUCUUUGUCUUCAUACUUUUCGUUACCAUCGGUAGUCUUUGGUGGAUCCCGAUCAAACAAGCAUCAAUCAAUAAUUGUUAGUAAUGGAGACUUUGAAUCCCAAGAUGAAUCCGUGCAUAGAUAUGUAGAGUGUCGUUCCCCACCAGGUGAGAACAAUGAAAAGGAAAACAAUCGUGAAAACGAUGUUGACUGUGCUUCUGGAGGGAGCACCAGUGGUUCUGAGGUAUUUGAAGAAGCAGCGGACCAGCACAGUCUACAGAAGCAACUACCGCUUCUUAUGGAUGACUCUGUCUUUAUCUCCUCAGACCUGCAUGAAUUCUUGCUGUCAUCUCUUCCUAAUAUAGUGAAAGGGUGCCAAUGGGUUUUGCUGUAUAGUACUUCGAGACAUGGUGUAUCACUCCGCACACUUAUCCGCAAAAGCGCCGAGCUUUCUGGUCCUUGUUUGCUGGUUGUUGGAGAUAGGCAAGGUGCUGUAUUUGGUGGACUUCUAGAGGGCCCCUUGAAACCUACGGCAAAGAGAAAGUAUCAAGGAACAAACCAAACAUUUGUUUUCACAACCGUAUAUGGAGAACCAAGGCUAUUUAGACCGACUGGAGCCAACCGGUAUUAUUACAUGUGUUUGAAUGACAUGCUUGCUCUUGGGGGAGGUGGUAACUAUGCUCUGUGCCUAGAUGGAGAUUUGUUAAGUGGAACAAGCGGACCUUGUGAAACAUUUGGGAACUUAUGCUUGGCUCAUGAUGCAGAAUUUGAGUUGAAGAAUGUUGAGCUCUGGGGUUUUACACAUGCGUCGCGGUACCUUACAUGAUACAAGGCAAAGACAAGGUUAUGCAUUUGUAUCUUUGGUAUCGGUUGGUGGUCGCUUUCUUUAUUCUUGUUAUAGUUUGCUCCAGCACAGAAGACAGGAGAGCUUUGAUCAAUCGGGGAUGAACAAUUCGUUUGGAAAGCAAUUAGAUUCGAAGCACUAGUUUAUGUUAUGGGGUUAUUUUCCUUCAAUUAUGUAGCUGUAUUGUAUGCAUACUUACAGGGUGAUUGUUAUAGUAGUGAAAUAGACCAACACCAGGAGCAUUAAUAGAAUUGAUCUUGUGACUA
Messenger RNA from Pyrus x bretschneideri (Chinese white pear), 1531 nucleotides. RefSeq names its product TLD domain-containing protein 2. NCBI's taxonomy places the organism in Eukaryota, Viridiplantae, Streptophyta, Magnoliopsida, Rosales, Rosaceae. Bases 354 to 1247 code for a protein of 297 amino acids. The transcript is spliced from 8 exons. The record is from RefSeq and is a predicted model, not a curated record.